Messenger RNA from Pseudonaja textilis, 897 nucleotides. NCBI's taxonomy places the organism in Eukaryota, Metazoa, Chordata, Lepidosauria, Squamata, Elapidae. The record is from RefSeq and is a predicted model, not a curated record.
AUGCAUGUUUGUUCAGAAUGUCCAGAGGACCAACACCCAAGCAAAGAGAGGGAUUCAUGUCUUGCCAAGCAAAUAUCUUUCUUAUCCUAUGAAGAACCAACAGGAAUAGGUCUACUUAUUCUGGCACUUUUUUUUCUUUCUGCAGUUAGUGUUCUGGCAAAAUUUUUGAAAUAUCACCAUAUUCCCAUUGUCAAGGCCAAUAACCGAAAUCUCAAUUAUGUUCUACUCAUCUCCCUCUUCCUCUGUUUCCUUUGCUCACUGGAGUUCCUCAUUGCACCUGGAAAUGUAAUAUGUGUCUUCAGACAAAUUAUCUUUGGCAUCAUCUUCUCAGUGACUGUAUCUUCUGUGCUAGCAAAGACUGUCAGUGUGGUUUUGGCUUUCAUAGCUACCAAGCCAGGAUCCAGGAUAAGGAAAUGGGUGGGAACAAGACUGGCCAUCUCCAUGAUUCUUUCUUGUUCCUUGAUUGAAACAAGCAUCUGCAUGAUCUGGCUGUUCACAUUUCCCCCUUUUCCUGACAUGGACACCUAUUCAGAAAAAGAGGAAAUCAUACUGCAGUGCAGUGAAGGUUCAUCUACCAUGUUCUACUCUGUCCUGGGCUACAUAGGCUUUCUGGCGGCUGCCAGUUUCACAGUAGCAUUUUUCUCCAGGAAUCUUCCCAGCAGUUUUAAUGAAGCCAAAUGUCUCACAUUUAGCAUGCUGAUCUUCUGUAGCGUGUGGAUCUCUUUUGUUCCAUCCUACCAAAGCACCAAAGCCAAAUACAUGGUGGCUGUGGAGGUUUUCUCUAUUUUUGCCUCUAUUGCUGGGUUGUUGGGCUGCAUAUAUUUCCCCAAAUGUUACAUAAUUAUUUUUAAACCAGAGCUAAACAACAGGGAACAACUUAUUAAGAGAAACUAUUAA